GUUGUAGUGAGUGGUUACCUGGACCGCCUUUGUUCAUUGUGGAUAUUUUGGCAUAUGAUUUAGAAAUGUAAUUGAGAAUAGUUGAGCUAAACUUUAAUCCAAAAGUUGAAACUUAGCUCAAGCACUACUGGAAAGCAUUGUUCUUUUCUCCAUGACUAAGAGUUGCAAAAGAUAACUACGAAGUAGUUAGAUUCUGUUUGUUAUGGGAAUAUUUUUGUGACUUCCCUCUUCAAUUCAUUGAGGAUCGAAGUUUCUUAAUCAAGAUUGUCAAAUUGUGGUGCAAAGCAGUUGUUAUCUCAAUUGCAGGCAAGGUGUUUGUAAAAUGGCCGCUGUGUUAGCUCAAGAAGCAGCUGCUUUCCGUAGGCGGUGUAUCUACGAUGUUUUCUUGAGCUUCAGAGGCGAAGACACUCGAAGAACUUUUACCGAUCAGCUUUACAAGGCGUUGGUGGAUGCCGGGUUGCGUACAUUUAGGGAUGACAAUGAGAUUGAGAGGGGAGAAAAUAUUCAGUCGGAAUUGCUUAAAGGGAUCCAUAGAGCCAAGAGUUCAAUCAUUGUUUUAUCUGAAAACUAUGCUACUUCUUCCUGGUGUUUGGAUGAACUUGUGGUGAUAAUGGAGAAUCGGAGGAGUGGGCACGCUGUUUUGCCUGUUUUCUACCAGGUUGAUCCAUCCCAUGUUGGAAAGCAAAUGGGGAGCUUUGCAAAAGCUUUUGAACGACACGAGAUGCGGUUUGUAGCUCAAAACUGUGAGGAUGGUGAAGAGUGGGCUCAGAAGAUCAAAGGCUGGAGGUGUGCACUCAAAGAAGUUGCACAAAUUGGGGGGAUGAUUUUUCAAAAUCAUACAGAAUGGAAUGAAUCAAAAUUUAUUCAAAAAAUCCUUAAAGUGAUUACGGAUAAAGUGAAUAGAACUGUUCACAGCAUUGCCCCUUACCUGAUUGGAAUCCGUAGUCGUGCUGAUGAUAUCAAUUUGUGGGUACAAGAUGGAUCGAAUGAUGUUGACAUACUUGUGAUGUGUGGAAUGGGUGGGAUAGGGAAGACAACCAUUUCCAGAUUCGUGUAUAUUACAAACUGUGAUAAGUUUGAAGGAAGUAGCUUCCUGGCAAAUGUUGGAGAAGUUUCAAAGAAACAGAAUGGUAUGGUUAUGCUGCAGAGAAAUCUUCUUUCUGACAUUUUUAAGAGGAAAGAAGAACAAAUAUCCAGCGUUGAUGAAGGGAUAAGGAGAAUCAGAGCUGCCAUAAGUAGUAAAAAAAUCCUCCUGGUACUAGACGAUGUGGAUCAACCAGAGCAGUUAAAGGAUUUAUUUGGAAUAAGAGAUUGGUUUUAUCCAGGGAGUAAAAUCAUUGUGACUACAAGGAAAGAACGUUUAUUAAGUCAUGAGACUUGUAAGGUAUACAAAGUUGAAAGUAUGCUUGUAGAUGAAUCUCUUGAGCUCUUUUGUUGGCAUACGUUUGGUCAAGCUCACCCUAUCGAUGAAUAUGUAGAUUAUUCAAUGAAGGUGGUGGAACGAUGUGAUGGACUGCCAUUGGCUCUUGAAAUUUUGGGAUCUUCUCUUGCGGGGAAACAUCUUGAUGUGUGGGAAAGUACUAUUAAAAAAUUGGAAGCCAUUCCUAAUAAUAGAAUCCUUGAUAAACUAAGACUAAGUUAUGACUCUUUACAAGAUGAUGAUGAUAGAAAUAUAUUCCUUCAUCUUGCCUGUUUUUUUGUUGGAAAAGAUAGAGAUUUUGCAAUUGCAGUACUAGAUAGUUGUGACCUUCAUGGGGGAAUUGGGGUCCAAAAUCUUAUCGAGAGAAAUCUGUUGGCGAUUGGUGAGCAUAACAAACUUAGCAUGCAUCAAUUGGUUCAAGAUAUGGGAAGGGAAAUUGUUCGUCAAGAAUCACCAAAAGAGCCUGGAAAGCGCAGUCAUAUUUGGCAUCCUAAGGAUUCAUUUUAUGUGUUAACAGAGAAAACCGGCACUGAAAGGGUUGAAGGAAUCAAACUUGAAAUGCAAAUGCUCGAGGCAAAUGAAUCAGCCAAAGAAACCAUCAAUAUGAAUUAUGGCAAAAAACGCAAACUUGCAGAGUUUCUAGGGAAAUCUGAAGAACAUUUGUCAAAGAAAAGUCAGUAUGGCUUCUUUUGGCAUUCAAGGGAUUGUGCAGAAGCUUCAAAUGUGCUAAUCUUCACAAGUGAUGCUUUCUUAAAAAUGCAAAGAUUAAAAUUUCUUCAAAUCAACUCUGCUAAAUUAAUUGGAAGCUAUGAACAGUUUCCUAAAAGAUUGAGAUGGUUGUGUUGGCAUGGACUGGAGUUGGAAUCAAUACCAAGUGAUUUUCCACUGGAAAGCCUUAUUGCACUGGAUCUGCGCUACAACAGCUUCAAACAAGUUUGGAAAGGAUCCAGGUUUCUCAGAUUUCUAAAGAUUCUGGAUCUCAGCCACUCCUAUAAGCUCACAAGAACACCAAAUUUUUUGGGAGUCCCCAGUCUUGAAAAGCUGAUACUUAAAUACUCUACAAGUUUAAUCGAGAUUCAUGAAACAAUCGGAUGCCUGAAAGGACUUGUUCUUUUGAAUGUGAAAGGCUGCAAAAAUUUGAGAAGGCUUCCAGAGAGCAUGUGCUCACUAAAAUGUCUUGAAACUCUUGUUAUUUCUGGUUGCUCUAAUCUUGACUGGCCAACCAACUUAGAAAAAAUUGAUUCGCUGAAAGUGCUGCAUGCAGAUGGAAUUGCAAUGAAUCAAGUUGUCUCUAGGUCGGGAGUCCAUCCAUGGCACUCACCAUAUUCAUUUUUAUGGUCCUUAGUUGGAAAGCGGAACAUAUGUCCUAAAAUUUCUCACAUUGAUUUGCCCGGUUCUUUAGUGCAUUUAAGUCUUGCAAAAUGCAAUCUAUCUGAUGAUAAGUUUCCAAUUGCUUUCAGUAACCUCUCCAUGCUGGAGAGCUUGGACCUGAGCAAUAAUCUAGUUUGCAGUCUUCCAGAAAGCAUCAGAUGCCUUAGAGGGCUGCGAAAUCUUAAGUUUACCUCGUGCCCAAGGCUCAAGUCACUCAUCGGGUUGCCUCAUAUAUCAAAAAGGUUGAAUGCAGAUGAUUGUAUGUCAUUGGAAAAAAUAUCUUACCAAGCAGAACUGGAAGAAGGUUUUCGCAUGUUCUGUCGAGGCUGUAAGAUAUUAGCUGAAAUAGAAGGCUAUUUCAAACUGGAACCUCUAGAAAAUGUCAAUACCGAUAUAUGUGGCAUUCUAGGGUUGUCAAAUUUGGCAACUAUUAGAAAUAUUAUGGUCAAGAUAAGAUCCAGAUACUUGGCUAAAUUGCCAUGUUUGAAACUUUCUCCUCAGAUAUUAUAUCAACCGGGCAUCUUCACGACUUUUCUUCCUGGUGAUUGCAUUCCUAGCUGGUUCAACUCUAAGUUCACCUUUACGAGUCGGAAAUCUUCUUUUACAUUGCCUGCAAUUGACAACUACAGGAUCCAAGGUUUGAGUUUCUGUGUGGUGUAUUUGUGCUCAGAUGAUAAAGAAGCUGAAUUUACUGUGAUUGGUCCAUCCAUUCAAAUUGAUAACAAGACCAAGCUCGUUAGCUGGAGGCUGCAGACACCGUAUUUUGGAAUUCCAAAUGGUAAGGAAGGUAUGAUGUGUUUAAGUCAUUGGAAUUUGGGGAAUCAGUUGCAAAGUGGAGAUUUCUUGAUGGUUUUGGUGCAAGUAGUUGGAGCGCUAAGAUUCAAGGAGCUGGGGAUCAAAAUUUGGUACGUCGAGGAGCAGCAAGUGAAUACAGGAGAAUCAAGGUUUGAAACUGUAUCAAAACAUGCUAAUCCAUGUGGUGAUGUUGUUCCUGUGGAGAUUCCAGGUCAGCCCAGAUAUUUUCUCUGGCUAGAAAGUAUGAGACUAAAGAAGCCAAUGCAAGACAGAUGUUUAGUUUCUGGGUAAUCCUAAAUGGCUCACCAACAAUACUUGUUUCUACCAUUUCCACUGUAAGCAAAUUGGUACACUUCAAAAUGUGGCA
Ipomoea nil (Japanese morning glory) is the source of this 3953-nucleotide messenger RNA. Its product is annotated as TMV resistance protein N-like. The transcript has 5 exons. NCBI's taxonomy places the organism in Eukaryota, Viridiplantae, Streptophyta, Magnoliopsida, Solanales, Convolvulaceae. Gene Ontology annotation, molecular function: ADP binding; protein binding. Bases 323 to 3877 code for a protein of 1184 amino acids. Gene Ontology annotation, biological process: defense response; signal transduction. The record is from RefSeq and is a predicted model, not a curated record.